AUGAAGGGUGUGAGUGGACUGGCUCUGGUGGCCAGCGCGUCAUUCGCCCAGGCUCUGUCGACCGUAUCUCUCACAGCAGCAGCGGCCACUAUCACCACACCUACGUUGUUUUCGUAUGAACAGCUGCAGCUGACCGAGAGCGAACUUGUCAAUGUGUCUCAGUCGUUGCAAAAUCAGACGAUUGCUAAUAUGUUUGCUUUUGGUAACUUUACCAACUCCAACUCCACCGUUACCAAGCGUGCCGUGCGCCACCAUUGCAAACCUAUGCCUGGGGACUUGCUGUGGCCCUCUGAAAUAGUUUGGGAUAUUUUUGACAUCCUUCUCGGCGGGUCUCUGAUCAAGACAAAGCCUCUGGCCGCCUUUUGCUACCCAGACUGGCCAGAGUAUGAUGCCACCAAGUGUGCGACUAUCACUGCAGAGUGGCUUACCUCGAACUUGCACAUGAGUGACCCUACAUCCAUCAUGCUGCCAUUGUAUGAGGGUCGCACUUGUCUGCCGUCGCCGUAUAACUACACUUCGACCUGCACGCAGGGUUCCUACCCCACCUAUGCUGUCAACAUCUCCACCGUCGCCCAGGUUCAACUGGCGGUCAACUUUGCCCGAAACCUGAACCUGCGGUUCGUGGUGAAGAACACUGGCCAUGAUUUCAAUGGCAAAGCCGCUGGCAAGGGGGCACUCUCCGUUUGGACUCAUCAUUUGAAGGACAAGGAGUACCUUCCCCACUACAAGGCCACCAAUGGCUACGUCGGCCCAGCUAUCAAGUUUGGCUCUGGUGUUCAGGUCUGGGAGGCUUAUGAAUUUGCCAAAUCUGUUGGCCACUCCGUCGUUGGAGGCGAGGCGGUCACUGUUGGCCUGGGUGGUGGCUACACUGCUGGUGGUGGUCACUCCCCCUUGUCUAGCAUGUACGGUAUGGCAUCUGAUCAAGUCCUCUCCAUGCAAGUCGUUCUUGCGGAUGGUCGAUUCAUUACUGCUAGCGCCACCGAGCAUGCGGAUGUUUUCUGGAUGCUCCGUGGUGGCGGUGGUAGUACCAUUGGCGUCGUCACUUCUCUGGUUGUCAAGGCCUUGCCCAAGUUGGAGACUACUACUGUGACCUUCAAUUUCACUGUUAGCGACACACCUGGUCCUAAUGCUUUCUGGGCCGCAGUUUCGUCGUACCUCGACCACUUUGAGGACUUUGUUGAUGCUGGUACCUAUGGUUAUUACUACAUUGGCGCUUCCUCGGCUGAGAUUGGCACUACCUAUGCCGGUGACACUGACUACUAUUUCCGCAUGGAAUCUUUCAUCGCGCCGAACAAGACCCUUGCUGAGACCAAGGCCCUGGUCGCCCCAUGGUUCAAAACCCUCGACAGCCUGAAUGUCACCUACACACCGUGGUACAACAACGCGGAUAACUUCCAUGAUGUUUGGGUCAAUGCUUUUCCCCAGGAAUAUGUCGGAACCGACGUCGUCAAGACCGCUUCCCGUCUACUUCCUCGUAGUGUCUUCCAGAACGAGACCCUCCUCAACAAGACCUCGGCUGCCUACAAGGACGCUGUGGAGAAGGGCCUUUUCAUCGCCGGUUUCCACGUUAGCGGUACCGGAAUUGCCGUCGAUCCACCAACGGACUCCUCCGUACUCCCCGCAUGGCGUGAUACCCUCACUCACGUUAUCGUCGGCUCCGAAUGGAAUUUUACCUCCUCCUGGGAUGUGAUCAAGGAUUCCUCACUCUUUGUGACAGAGUGGAUGGAUGUGCUCCGUGAGAUCGCCCCCGACUCUGGCGCCUACAUGAGUGAGGCCGAUCUCCUGGAGCCAAAUCUCCAGGAAGCCUUCUACGGUACCAACUACCCACGUCUUUAUGCAAUUAAGCAGGAGUAUGAUCCAAGUGGUCUCUUCUUCGCUCUUACUGCUGUCGGCGCCGAAGACUGGGAGGUUCAGACCACUGAUCCAUUACCCUACUCGUGGAACAACAACGGGCGACUCUGUCCCGUCUCUUCUUGA
Molecule: messenger RNA, 1977 nt
Organism: Penicillium longicatenatum
Lineage: Eukaryota; Fungi; Ascomycota; Eurotiomycetes; Eurotiales; Aspergillaceae
Product: FAD-binding oxidoreductase
Exons: 4
Coding region: 1-1977 (658 amino acids)
Molecular function (GO): FAD binding; oxidoreductase activity
Source: RefSeq, a predicted model, not a curated record